Messenger RNA from Danaus chrysippus (African queen), 267 nucleotides. NCBI's taxonomy places the organism in Eukaryota, Metazoa, Arthropoda, Insecta, Lepidoptera, Nymphalidae. The record is from the annotation of a GenBank genome assembly.
AUGCUUCCUCCACGCUUUUAUGGCACUGUUAACAGCAUGAAACCUUUUCCUGAUGAUGGCUCUCUUAGUAAUGAUGAUUCACUAUCUGAUUCCGAUUACGAUGUUUCGUUUUCGCACUUGAGCAACCAGACGCAGGCGCAACCAUUAACUAAACCAAGACUCACUUUCUGCCCCGAAAUGAAUCCCUACAGGGAAGAAGAACGGAUCCGUGCCAUGCUAGAGGAGACAACUACGGAUUCUUCAGGCAAUGAAUCCAAUUCAGAGUAG